Pocillopora verrucosa is the source of this 2133-nucleotide messenger RNA. The record is from RefSeq and is a predicted model, not a curated record. NCBI's taxonomy places the organism in Eukaryota, Metazoa, Cnidaria, Anthozoa, Scleractinia, Pocilloporidae.
AUGGAUUCUAAAAAGGCUCGCUUUAUUGUGUGUGCGUGCUACAGAUCACCUAAAUUCUGUAAAAUUACUGAUUUCUUGUCGUCGCUUACAUCAGCUAUUGAACUUAUGUAUACAAGCCGUCAGGAAAUAUUAUUGAUUGGUGAUUUUAAUAUCGACUUGCUUGUUGGGGAGCACGGUGUUGUUGCUGAGGAUAACUCACUCAUGGACCUUUGUGAUAGGUUCUGUUUGCAAAACCAAAUUAGUGAACCGACAAGGGUGACUGAAAAAACAAAGUCUUUACUCGAUGUCAUUCUCGCUAGCCAUCCGGAACGAUAUGCAACUUGUGGUAAUUUGCAUAUGGGUCUGAGUGAUCACGAUCUUAUCUAUGCGGUGCGAAAGAAUAAAUUACCUAGGGCUAAGGCACGUGAAAUUGAAUACAGAAGUAUGCGACAAUUCGACUUAGAAAAAUUUUUAAAUGACCUAAAAACUAUUCCCUGGAGUUCCACUUACAUUUAUGACGACGUUGAUGAUCUAUGGCACCAUUGGGCUCAAUUGUACACUGAAGUGUUGGACAAACACGCACCAAUAAAGAAAAAACGGGUCAGAGGUGAUCAGUUGCCAUGGAUAACUCCAUUAAUUCAACGCGAAAUCUCGCGUCGUAAUCGACUGUUUAAGAAACAUGCAAAGAGCCCAACAACAACCUCUUGGGAGGAAUUCAAGAAACAGAGAAACAAGGUCACAUCCCUGAAACGAAAAGGGUUGAAGGCGUUCUGCAUGGAGGCAUCGUCAAACACUAAACAUCAUGGUGAGUUUUGGAAUAAGUUAAGACCUUUGUUGCCAAGCAAAGAAAAGAAGCAAUCAAAGAUAAUUCUGAUUGAGAAUGAGCGUGUAAUUACCGAUUCAUUAAUGGUGGCUGAAAUGUUUAACAACUACUUUUGCGAGGUGUCCAGGAGUGAUGGUGACAGUAAGGAAAUGGUUGAGUUUGUUGAUCAUCCUAGCGUUAAAGUCAUUGCUGAGAAAACUUGUGAUGAUGUUUUUGACCUCGUCCCAGUUGAUGUUGGCUACAUAAGGAAAAUUUUGGAUUCUCUUGACCCUCGCAAGGCUGUUGGGUGCGAUAAGAUAUCUCAGAGGCUACUUCGUUUAUCCUCACCUGUUAUUGCCGAGCCGGUUACCCGAUUAAUCAAUUAUUUUAUCACCAACCGUCAAUGGCCAAUAGUUUGGAAAAGCAGCGACGUUGUUCCUGUUUUCAAGAAGGAAAGUAUGACAGAUAAGACCUGCUAUCGUCCAGUCUCUGUUCUGACUUCCUUAUCGAAAUUAUAUGAGAAAGUAUUGUUCGAUCAAAUCUAUGAAGCCUUUCAUUGGCGACUCUCACCGAACCUGUCUGGCUUUCUCAAGGGUCACUCGUGUUGCACGGCCUUAUUGAAAUUGACUGAAGAUUGGAGAGCCUGUCUUGACAGAAGAGAAGCUGUUGCAGCGGUGGCUAUCAACCUAAGUAAAGCUUUUGACUCUGUUUGUCACCCGCUUCUCCUAGCUAAAUUAAAGGCAUAUGGUUUUACGCAUGAUGCGCUGGAAACUAUGACCGCUUACCUUACUGGACGAAGACAGAGAGUCAAACUUGACGGUGUAUAUUCUUCAUGGAGAACCGUUAAAACUGGUGUACCACAGGGGUCCCUGUUGGGUCCUCUCCUAUUUAAUUUGUACGUUAAUGAUCUUAAUUAUUUUAUUACUAGUACGUCCUUGAGGCUAUAUGCUGACGACACUACUCAUUACGCCUCUGAUGUCUCACCAACAGUAUUGCAGUAUAUAAUUAACUCUGAUCUGAGCGUUCUAUCGAGAUGGUUCUCAAUGAAUUUUUUACAGAUUAAUGCCGCCAAAACGCAAGCUAUCGCUAUUGGCCCGUCUUCAUACCAAUAUGAUUUCCAUCUUAAUGAUUCUAAUGUCCAUACAAAGGACACACUCAAAAUCCUUGGGGUGGUCCUAGAUAGCAAAUUAACAUUUAAAGCGCACAUAAAGCAACAGCUGAGUAAGGGAUGCGCAAAGGCUUCGGCUUUGCGGAGAAUACCUAGUAAACUUUGGAAUGCGCUACCCCCUAGACUCAGAGAAUCUCAAGAUAUUGCUUCAUUUAAGCAUUCUCUUAAAGCCCACAUGGCUUAA